Pisolithus orientalis is the source of this 828-nucleotide messenger RNA. Its product is annotated as mitochondrial carrier domain-containing protein. The coding region runs from base 1 to 828 and encodes 275 amino acids. Lineage: Eukaryota; Fungi; Basidiomycota; Agaricomycetes; Boletales; Pisolithaceae. Gene Ontology annotation, biological process: transmembrane transport. Gene Ontology annotation, molecular function: S-adenosyl-L-methionine transmembrane transporter activity. The record is from RefSeq and is a predicted model, not a curated record. Gene Ontology annotation, cellular component: mitochondrial inner membrane. The transcript is spliced from 6 exons.
AUGGCGGCAGAACGCAGGCCGUCCUUUGGACAGUCUUUGAUAGCGGGAGGCGCAGCUGGCACGGCUGUCGACCUGCUCUUCUUCCCGAUCGACACCGUCAAAACCCGGCUGCAGUCGGCACAGGGAUUCGUCAAGGCGGGCGGAUUUGCAGGGAUAUACAAGGGCGUCGGGAGCGUCGUAGUAGGGAGUGCGCCGGGCGCUGCUGUCUUCUUCUCGACGUAUGACUUGAUGAAGAGGACAUUACCCAUGCAAGGCCAGCUUGCACCCUUAAACCACAUGAUAUCAGCAUCCGUGGGUGAGGUGGCGGCUUGUCUCAUCCGUGUUCCCACUGAGGUUAUCAAAACACGCGCGCAGACGUCGUCAUAUGGAUCAUCUGUGGCAUCCUCUUUGGCCGCUGCGAAGCUGGUCCUUAAAAUUGACGGUUUCAAGGGGUUCUAUCGCGGAUUCGGAAUAACUGUCAUGCGCGAGAUACCUUUCACGUCUCUUCAAUUCCCCUUAUACGAAUAUCUCAAAUAUCGACUCUCCCUCGCUCUUGAUUCUCGCUCGCUUCAUGCCGCAGAAGCAGCUGUAUGCGGGAGCAUAGCUGGCGGUGUCGCAGCAGCACUCACGACGCCCCUUGACGUCCUCAAAACUCGCGUCAUGCUUGACAUGAGGGAUCCUUCGUCUCGUUUUCCAUCCCUCUUCACCCGUGCACGAGAUAUAUAUGUCGGUGAAGGUGCUCGUGCGUUGUUUGCAGGUGUCGUGCCUCGAACACUCUGGAUAUCGGCUGGCGGUGCCGUUUUCCUUGGUGUUUACGAGUGGGUAAUAGGGACGUUAGUCGAUAACUGA